Messenger RNA from Periophthalmus magnuspinnatus, 911 nucleotides. RefSeq names its product pleckstrin homology domain containing, family F (with FYVE domain) member 2 (gene plekhf2). The record is from RefSeq and is a predicted model, not a curated record. The coding region runs from base 145 to 876 and encodes 243 amino acids. Lineage: Eukaryota; Metazoa; Chordata; Actinopteri; Gobiiformes; Gobiidae. Gene Ontology annotation, molecular function: metal ion binding; phosphatidylinositol binding. The transcript has 2 exons.
UGGAGCCAUAUUGGAGCCGCUUUUCCUACGGCGAACGAUUCCACAGUUGGCAGCCGCUUAAGGAUUUACUUUUCUGGACUAAAACUCAUCCAGAGCUCCCGAUACCAGCCCCGAGACCACAUCCAAACCAGCCCGGAGGUGAAGAUGGUGGACCGUUUGGCUAACAGCGAGGCUAACUCCAAACGCAUCGCGGUUGUGGAGAGCUGCUUCGGCGCAGCGGGCCAACCUUUAGCCAUCCCCGGGCGCGUCCUCAUCGGGGAGGGAAUCCUGACCAAACUCUGCCGCAAGAAACCAAAACUGCGCCAAUUCUUCCUGUUCAACGACAUUCUGGUCUAUGGCAACAUCGUCAUUCAGAAAAAGAAGUACAACAAGCAACACAUCAUCCCCCUGGAGUCCGUCACCAUAGAUACGGCCCCCGACAACACCGAGUAUGAUCUACGGAACGGCUGGCUCAUCAAAACGCCAACCAAAUCCUUCACAGUGUUCGCCGCGACCGCCACGGAGAAGUCAGAGUGGAUGAAUCAUAUCGGGAAGUGCGUCGGGGAUUUACUGCAAAAGAGCGGGAAGGCACCGACCGGAGAGCACGCGGCGGUUUGGGUCCCCGACUCUGAAGCGUCCAUCUGUAUGCGCUGCCAGAGGGCAAAGUUCACCGCCGUCAACCGCCGCCACCACUGCAGGAAGUGCGGGUUCGUGGUGUGCGGGCCGUGCUCGGAAAAGCGCCACCUUCUGCCCAGCCAGUCGUCACGGCCGGUGCGAGUGUGCGACUUCUGCUACGACAUGCUAACGGCGGCUAACGGAGGGCGACCGAUCAGGCAGGAUCAGUUCAACAACAGCGCGGUGUCAGAGGAGGACGACGAUGACGACAGCAGCGACUAGAACACGGAGCAUUCUGUGGACUUGGACUGUACAUA